AUGGAAGCGACGGCGAUCACUCAUCGGAACCCAAACCAGACCCUAAACGACCUCCCGGACGAAAUCCUCCUCCACAUCCUGACCUUCUUCCCGACCCUCGACGCCGUCCAGACCUCCCUCAUCUCCCGCAAAUGGCGGCCCCUCUGGUCCCGCCUCCGCUUCCUCCGCUUCUCCUACGAGCACUUCCCCCUAAAUGACCCUCCCUCCGAUAACCGCGACUUCUUCGCCGAGUUCGUCGACCGCGCCCUCAUCCUCCGUCCCCACCACCCCAUCGACCUCUUCUCCCUCUCCUUCAUCUACCAUCACCGCUUCGGCCUCCACGUCGACUCCUGGGUCCGCUCCGCCGUCACGCACCUCCGCGCGCGUGAGCUCCACCUCGACUUCUUCAUCGACCGCGAGUACCACCAGACCGACGAGUCCUUCAACCACAAGUACGACUUCCCCUUCGCCGUCCUCCGAAAUGGCGCCGUCGCGGUCCUGAAGCUCACGCGCGUGGAGCUCACUCUCCCGGCGAGCAUGGCCGCCAUGGGGCUCGUCUCCCUGAGCUCAAUGUACCUGGAUGAGGUGUAUCUGACGGACCAGAAUGUUACUGAUUUGAUUUCUGGUUGUCCGAAUCUUGAGGAAUUGGAGCUUCAGCAUUGUUGGGGGAUGGAGAAGAUGAAGAUACGUAGCAAAAAGAUGAAGAAGCUGGCGUUUGCUUACAUUUACGACUCGGAAUCCAGGAACAGUAUUGAGAUUGAUUGCCCGAAUUUGUGUUCGAUAAGCUUUGAUAACUGUAGUUUCACACAGUUUGUGCUUAAGUAUGCGCCGGCCCUGGUUGAGUUUAGUGUUAGCAUUGUGCAAAUAGAGGAGCAGGAUUAUGAUCUGUGGUGUAGGAUUGUGAAGCUACUUGAGCAGGCGCCGUAUGUGAAGCAGCUUAAUUUGCAAAAUUGGUGGUGUAAGCUUCUUACAUCAAAGGAUCCUUUGUCCAAAAGUUUUAAGCUUCACAACCUCAACCAUUUGGAGCUGCAAACUGGGUAUACCCAUUGUGAUCUGGUUGGCUUGGCAGCACUGCUUGAGCUUUCUCCCAAUCUUGAGAACAUGAUUUUAGAUUACGUUGACAAUAAUGCGAAAGAUGGUAUAGUACCUGAAGAGUUCUCAAAUAAACCAGAUAGAUUCAACAUGCCGAGUCUGAAGCAAGUGACCAUGAAAUCAUAUUCUGGAACUCCAGAUGAAGCUAAUUUUGUGAAUAUUUUGAAAAAGCAUGCAGUGGUCCUAGAAAAGAUAGUAAUCCAUCACAUCGAAGUUGGUGAGAAAUCAUUCUCUCCGGUAGUUAUAAGUAAAAUCCCUUGCAAGGUUUAAGCCCUAAAAGAUUUCGUAGUAUAGGAGCUCAUUGGCUCCGAGUAAAACCAGUUUUUUUAUUUUUUAUUUUUUUUUAUAGUUUUUAUACUAACGGUUUAUUACUAAUUUUUUUUUUGGUUUUUGUAACUAAGUAUGAUGUUAGAUGACUGAUCAUUAAAAUAAUAAGUAUGCUCUGUAUAGCUUAUCUUAUGAUUUGUUUUGAAAUAAAUUAUCUUGCAUUGCAUG
Fragaria vesca subsp. vesca is the source of this 1566-nucleotide messenger RNA. Its product is annotated as putative F-box/FBD/LRR-repeat protein At5g44950-like. The record is from RefSeq and is a predicted model, not a curated record. Lineage: Eukaryota; Viridiplantae; Streptophyta; Magnoliopsida; Rosales; Rosaceae. The transcript is spliced from 3 exons. The coding region runs from base 1 to 1341 and encodes 446 amino acids. Gene Ontology annotation, molecular function: protein binding.